CGCUCGCAGCGACCCACCCGCAACAGCCAUCGCAUAUAUGGUUGGUGGUUUGCGCGUGCCACUCUCCUUUCCUUCCUCCGCCAAUCGGCUAUAAAUAGGCGCCCCCACUGAUCAUCGUGGAGUACGAGUCAGUCAGUCGCCUACUUCCAGGAGCUCUGCCUGCCAUGGGUCCAAUUGUGCUCCUCCUCGUCGUUGUUGUUGCCGUUGCCGCCGCGCCGGCGGUGGCCGAGCUGCCGCGGCUGGAGCACUCGCCCAAGGCGGAUGGGUCGCUGUCCAUCCUUGCCGUCGGCGACUGGGGAAGGCGUGGGGAGUUCAACCAGUCCCGGGUCGCCACCCAGAUGGGGGUGGUAGCGGAGAAGAUGGACGCCGACUUCGUCAUCUCCACCGGCGACAACUUCUACAGCGAUGGCCUAACCGGCGUCAACGACAUGGCCUUCGAGGACUCCUUCACCGGCAUCUACACUGCCAAGAGCCUCCAGAAGCCUUGGUACACAGUUCUUGGCAACCAUGACUACCGGGGCGACGCCCUGGCGCAGACCAGCCCUGUCCUCGCGAAGGUCGACCGCCGGUGGAUCUGCAUCAAGUCCUUCAUUCUAAACGCAGAGAUUGCGGACUUCUUCUUCGUGGACACGACGCCCUUCGUCCUCAAGUACUGGACCAACCCCGGGAACAGCACGUACGACUGGAGAGGAGUUGCUCCUCGCGACACCUACAUCACAAAUCUUCUCAAGGACGUGGAGGCUUUGCUGAGGCAGUCGAGGGCGCCGUGGAAGAUCGUCGUCGGGCACCACCCCAUCCGGACCGCCGGCAAGCAUGGCGACACCGAAGAGCUCGUGCAGCUUCUCCUCCCGAUGCUCAAGGCCAAUGGCGUCGACCUCUACGUCAACGGCCAUGACCACUGCCUCGAGCAGAUCAGCAGCAGCGACAGCCCUCUGCAGUACCUGACGAGCGGCGGCGGGUCCAAGGCGUGGGGCGGCGUCUACGCGCCGGGCGCCGACAAGGUGGAGUUCUUCCACGACGGGCAGGGAUUCAUGUCGCUGCGCCUGACCGCCACGGACGCGCGCCUCGCGUUCUACGACGUCGCCGGCGCCGUCCGGCACACCUGGGGGCAUACCAAGGCCGCGCACUACUGAUUGAAGUUGAAUAAGCUGCCGUGGGCGCCAAUUCUUUGUUACAAGUUGCUAACCAGCACAGCGCCUGCACGAACAAUUUAACCGUCUCUUUACUAUAGUAUUCAAAUUAUUGUUCUUGUAGUUCUCCGGUGUGAAUUGCAUGUCCUUUCGGACUUUUGAUUAAGAUGUAACUGGUGAUGAGUGAUGAUG
Triticum aestivum (bread wheat) is the source of this 1322-nucleotide messenger RNA. RefSeq names its product purple acid phosphatase 3-like. The record is from RefSeq and is a predicted model, not a curated record. Gene Ontology annotation, molecular function: acid phosphatase activity. The coding region runs from base 165 to 1133 and encodes 322 amino acids. The transcript is spliced from 7 exons. NCBI's taxonomy places the organism in Eukaryota, Viridiplantae, Streptophyta, Magnoliopsida, Poales, Poaceae.